Messenger RNA from Acanthosepion pharaonis, 591 nucleotides. The record is from the annotation of a GenBank genome assembly. Lineage: Eukaryota; Metazoa; Mollusca; Cephalopoda; Sepiida; Sepiidae.
AUGGCAGCAUUGAUUUUUCAUCUAUCUAUCUAUCUAUCUAUAUAUCUAUCUAUGGAUGUUAGAUUAUCUAUUUAUCUAUCUAUCUAUCUAUCUAUCUAUCUAUCUAUCUAUCUAUCUAGCAUUUCAUUUUCUUUCUUUUCUUAUAAUUUAAUCGCACAUUUGCCUAUUUAUUUAUUAAUAUUUUUUGUUUUAAUUUCGAAUCUAUCUAUCUAUCUAUCUAUCUAUCUAUCUAUCUAUCUAUCUAUCUAUCUAUCUCAGUCUAUUUACAUCUAUCAUUUGAUUUUCUUUUUUCUUUCAUUUUUGACAUUUAAUCCAUCUCUCUCUCUCUCUCUCUCUAUCUAUCUAUCUAUCUGUUAUUUCAUUUUCCUUUUUACUUUAUUUUCUUUUUUAAUUUUUUUCUUUUAUCUGAUAAUUUUCAUUUUCUUUCUUUCUUUUAAUAUCUAUCUAUCUAUUUAUCUAUCUAUCAUCUAUCUAUCUAUUUCUAUUUUUUUUUUUUUUUUUUCUUUUAAUUUAAUCCCAUGUCUGUCGAUCUAUCUAUCUAUCUAUCUAUCUAUCUAUCUAUCUAUCUAUCUAUCUAUCUAUGUCAUUUGA